This is a messenger RNA of Miscanthus lutarioriparius, 507 nucleotides long. The record is from the annotation of a GenBank genome assembly. NCBI's taxonomy places the organism in Eukaryota, Viridiplantae, Streptophyta, Magnoliopsida, Poales, Poaceae.
AUGAAUGAAAACAGAAAAGCACGCCAAGAGCAAUCUAGAUGCAAUGUUUCAGCAACAUGGUCAAAUUCAAGAACAAGGGAUGGCUCUAGAAUUCUGAGUGUUCCUCCUAUUGAAUCUUUCAGAUAUCAAAGAAAUACAGAUACUCCUUUCAGGGACCAGAGCCCUUCAGAUAUUGAAUCUUUCAGACAUCGAAGAAAUAUAAACACCCUUUUGAGGGACCAGAGCCCUUCAAAUGAGGCUCGCAGGUAUGAGAAAGGCAGGGGAGGAACUAAAGCACAGAGCCAUAGGGUAAGAAAGGAUUUCAAGGCACAGCCUAGUAUAAAUCAUGGAAAGAGCAUAGUGCCAUCCAUCGAGCCAACAUGGACUCCUCUUGACAAGAGAGCAAGACAAAAACUUACAUUUGCAACACAUGGGAGCGAAAAACAAACCAAGCUGAUCUGGAGACAUCAAAGCAGCCCCAGUGUUGGAUGUGGCUUCCCUAAGAGGUACCAGGAAGAAGCUCCGUAG